This is a messenger RNA of Leptopilina heterotoma, 4977 nucleotides long. RefSeq lists its product as uncharacterized. Bases 268 to 786 code for a protein of 172 amino acids. NCBI's taxonomy places the organism in Eukaryota, Metazoa, Arthropoda, Insecta, Hymenoptera, Figitidae. The transcript has 6 exons. The record is from RefSeq and is a predicted model, not a curated record.
CCCCCAUUUAGAAAGGGAGCUUGGAGCUUGAGCUUCAGUCGUCCGCGCACCAGCGGCGAGUCCGCCACCUUUGGCUCAUCUUUUACGUAAUCUUGCACUUGCCAUUCAUUAAUUCGCUGUUAUUUACAAGAGCAACAAUACGUCUUCUUCAAAAUGAUUUUUCAAGGAUCAACAGGAAUUCUUCGACAAACCAUGUUAAUGCAAGGAUUCAAUAAUUAAGCACUGAAACUGUUUGACAUAAAAGGGAAUAUUUUGAAAGCGGAAAAAAUGCUAGAAGCACGACCCAACAGUCAAGAGGGGUUGGUGGAGGCGGCCAGAGGUUCAGAUAUAGACACAAUGUUGUGUGGCUAUACAAAAAGUAUCUAUGUAUUGGAUCAGUCGGCAAUAAUGACGAAUAUGGAUAUGCUGCAAUUAUUCGCUUCGCCUGCUGGCAGAGCUCUUGUUAGGAAGGAUAAUCGAAAAGGAGGUUCGACAUCGACAUCGUCAUUAUCUCGAGAUUGUUCAUCAAGAAUGAAGAGCGAUAGAGUUGCACCCAGCUUAGGGUCUGUAAGUGCACCUACAUCACCUCGUCGGCAACGCAAGUCUAGUACAGAACUCUACAAAGAAGCUGCCGAGAUUCUUGGGUUAACUUGCAGUCUCAGCGACAGUUGUCGGUGCAUCGAUUGUCAAAGCAAUUAUUUUGACUUUGAUGAUGAAUGCAGCGAUACAAAAACAGAACUAGCAGCAGGGACACCUGUUUUAUUAGACCAUGCUUUGUCACAUCCAUUGACGUGCACUAUUCAGUGACUCUGAAUUUAGGUAUCGAGACGUCCCUAUUGAAAGAAAGUCUUUAUACACAAGCAACAUUUUUUAUUCAUCUUUUGGAAACAGUAUGAUUGUUUAACAACAAGAAAAGUAAAAUUAAAUAAGUUGUGAUAGUUUCCACUUAUUAAAUAUUACGUGACUUUAUUUAUAAUUUUACCUAAGCAAAUUUGUUUUAAUGCAUAAAUAUUAUCUAUAUAUGCUGAGAUAAAAUUAUAACACAAUGGAAAGUGUAUGUAUUAUAACUAUAAGAGCUAUCAAUUUUUUUUUCAAUUUAUUUAUUAUCUACCCUAAAUGCGCUCGUUGCCAAAUAGCAGACUUUUAUUCUCACAAUCGAAAUGAGCUGUUUUUAUUUCUUUCCGACAAACGAAAAAUUCGUUUUUAGUAAAAACUAACCCAUAAAUGUUGGAUUCAGAAAAGAGUAUUUGAAAAUAAGUUAAUUACUACAGUAACAGUAAGAGAAAAUUUUUUUAAAAUAACAUUUAUUUUGUUCAAGAAACACACUAUAAUACUACUUCAAUGAUUAGUGACGACAAAAAUUAUCUAAAUUCUACAUCUUUUUAAUUUUAUAUACAGUUUUAUUUACAAUUUUUGAAGAAAAAAUUUAAAUGUACAAAAUACAGACUUCACAUUUAAACAUUUUAAAUUUAAUUUCUAAAUUUAAUAUAUCUUCCUAUUUACAGAGGAACUGCGAACGUAUAUUUCAGAUUACUUUAAUAAUUCAAUGUGACUCUUUUAAAUGACAUAUUUUCUUGACUAUGUUUCUCGCGGACCAGUAGGUAAAGUACACGAUGUUAAUGCAAUCAUUAUACUCAUAUUUGUUUAUACAUAAAUGAUGAGAAAUUAUCUUACAGAGCUUAAAAAGUCAGUCUACAAGUUAGACAAAUGAUUAAAAUUUCUUUUUCUCUCUACAAUAUAGUUACUGACAGUAGUUGUUAAUAAAUAAAAAUAAUAGUCAAGCGAUUUCAUAUAAAAAAGCAUAAAAGAGUAUAUUUACUGUUUAGAAAUGUUCUCAAUUCUAAUUAAUAAAACUAAUGCGUAUAUGCUUUUAGAAUUUCUGAAUAUGAACAUUGACUGGCAUAUUUUAUGCGAAAAUAUUCGUAUUUUCGAAUCAUUUAUUUAGAUAAAAACAAAAAAUUUUUUAAUUUCAGUAGAAUUAAGAAAGAAAGUUUAAGAAUCUAUAAUAAUUGAAUAUGACUAAUAAAUGGUUCUUAACUGCCCAAGACCCGUUAAAUGGCAAUAAUUUAUUCUAUAAGUAAAUUUCUAUCAAAACUACUGUUAAUAAAAUUAUAGUAAAAAAAAAAAAAAACUAAUAUGAACAUCGCCUAAAAACUUUUAAGAUUUAUGUAAACUUGUACUUUACAAAAAAGAAUAUAUGUAAGACAUAAAAUGUACUACGCUUUGAAGUCACUUCCAUUACUAUAUUUGUUAAAGUUUGCUAUUGAUACUGUUGAAUGUGAUAAAAAUACCGAAAGUAUACUGUGUAGACAGAAAUUAUUUGUAUUUAGAAACAAUAUUAAAAAUAAUUUAUUUAUCAAAUAAAAUGUUUUCCGUUUACAAUUUUUAUAUUUUGAAUAAUUUAAAAAAUUUGCAGAGAGUUUGCUAAAAUUUGGAAUGUGAUAAAUAACGCGAGCGAAUUCCACUAAACGAAUUUACACAUUCUGCGACUGAUGCUAAAGUAUUAUUUACAAAGAAUCUACAUAAAAUAAAUUGUAGAUAAUAGAUUUAUAUAUACAUAUAUACAUAUAGCAAUAAUAAGCAAAAAUUAUAUGAAUAUGACCAUACCUGAUUUUCGCCACUGUGUUUCUGCUCUUUAUUUACAUUUGUAUUUUAAAAGAUUAAAUUGUUCAAAUUUCUUUAUUGCUCUAAUGCAAGUUUCGAAGCUACUAUCACUGUAAAAAAAGGGAGUUAGAUUUUAAUUCGCAGGCUCUAUAAAGUCGCACGUUUUUCAAUUUGGAGCAAAAUGGGUUAAAUCAAGUAAGUUAACACCAUUUGUAAUUACGAAAAUAAUAACUGUCGAAAAACAUUGAUAGGGACGAGCAUAAAUUGGUUACAUUAUAGAGCUUUGCAAAAAUUGAAAAAGAAAAUUGGAUUAAUUCUCUUUUGAAGUCGACUUUUAACUGGGAAAUUUUUACUCCCGGUUGUCAUUAACUCCCUAAAUUUACAGUGUAAUGCAAUAACUGUUUAAAACACAAUGUAGGAUACAAUAGUAGAAGAUUGCAGUUAUCUUUUUUAAUUUAAUAAAAUCUAUUUGUACAUUAUAUACAUAUGCUAGUGUAAAUUGAUGAAAUAAAAAAUGAGCUUCUAAGAAUUCUUUUUAAUAAAAAAGAAUAAUUUUUUGCCACAAUCACAUUUCGCUUCUAUAGUGAAGGAAAUUAAGUUAUUGAGAACAAAAAUUCAACGUAUAGUCUAAUUUAUACUUACAUGUACCUAUAGUUUAAUAUUAAAAAUUGAAAUCUAAAAAAAUUCAAUUAAAAAAAUUGAAAAUAUUACUAUUAUGGUGAUUCAACAGCAUAUGAUGACUGUUAGGUCACUAAUUUGUUGGUCACUUGUCUUGUAAAAUAUACUAAAUAGACUAUAAGCUGAUAUUUUAUGAAGUCUAAAACGUAAUAAGGAAAAGCAGUGAAGCGCACAAGUUUUGAUAUUUUUUAAGUUAACUUUUAUCAAAACACUCAGAAAUUAAUGAGAAUGAGGUUAAUUGAGCCUCGGGAUAUUAUAAACCACGUAUCAAAUUCUGACGUCCGUUUUAGUUGGCCCUUGACAUCGGAAAAUUAACUUCAACAAAAUUUUUUUUAAAAUUACUUUCUUAUGGGAAAUUACUUAAAAGUAAUUAAAAAAAAUAUUUUAAUGUCAGGGGACAAAAAUUUUCUAACAAUUCUUAAAGUUUUAUAAUACCUCAUUUAAAGAUAUCAAAUUUUUGUACAUCUCAUUGUUCUGUAAUAAUAUUUUAGAUUUCAGAAAAUAUCAGCAUAGUUCAUUUAUAAUUUUUCGAGAAGAUUGGCCUGUUAAAUAGCAGUUAAUAGCCUACAGGUACAACACAGUAUGAAAAUAUUUUGUUGUCCCACUUUUUUCUUAAGAUUGAGGUUCUAAUAAAUAAGAAAAUUUUAAAUAUAAUUUUUUUAAGCACAUUUUAUUAAAUUUUGCUUGAAUGCUUCUUCAGAAAUAAACAUCAGAUGUACUGUAUUCUAAUACAAACACAAUUAUUUUUCAAAAACUAUUAACGAAAAAGAAACAUAACUUGCAAAAAUAAAUCAGUAUGACAUGACAAUUUCUAUUUUUCUUUUAAGUGAGCUAUAUAUUUAAGAAUUGCUACGAUUUGGCCUUUUUUAAACAUAAAUUUUGAACUUCAAAACUUCUUUUCUGCCUUUAAAUUAGAAUUUUUGCAAAAUUUAGCUGCAAUAUUUCUAAUGUAGAAAUUGUGUCGUGUUCUGACUUUUGAGUCAACUUUUCGACUAAAACAUAUUUACAAUUUUCGACAAAACAGAUUUAAUAUCAGCGAUUUAUUGUCUUCUUUCGUACAAUGAGUUGCCAAAAUGCCUUGUAAAAUUCAUACCAGAAAAUUUAAGUGCCAAAUGAUGUUUUAUGUGUGUAUAUAUAAUUCUCUAUAAAUUAUUGUGUAUAUUAAUAACUAUACCAGUAAGAUUUCGUAGUAGAUUCGAAAUAGCACGUAAUGUUGUGUCAAGCUUGCAACAAUCUUGCCGUUACCUUUCCGCAAAAUUGGUGCAAGAUAUAUUACGUCUUAUCUGGGUUAAUUAUAUUUUUUUGCUUUUAUUCUUUAAUAAUUUGUUUUCUGAAAAUCUUCAGUGUAAUCAUACUAACAAAAUUAUUUUUUGUCUCUUCAACAGAAAUGCCCUUACAUUGUUUAUAAACAACAAAAGAUAACGUGUAAAAAUUCUUGAAGUAAAGUGUAAACGACAUUCUAUUAUACAAUGUGAAGCUUUUAUGAAGCAAAAUAAAAUUUGAAAAUACAUUUAUGCCGAUGUGUUUUCAAGUAUAGCUACACAGGAAUUAUAAUUUUAAAAUUUCAUUGGAUUUUCAUCAGUAUUUAUUAAUUAAUUUUUAUUUAUAUAGUCUAUUCAUUUCCUAUCACACUGUUUAUUUACGACUAAAUAGUAAAUACUUAGCACAGUUUGAAUAUUAAAAAAAUUAAGGACUAACUGAAUCCUAAAUUUUAAA